CCUGGGGGUUAACAAAUAAAAGAAACGAAACAAUAAGAGUCGGCCUGAAAAAAAUUAGUAAAUUAUGUACAAUUACUGAGUGACACUUGUGGAUAUUUGAGAACAUUUUAGUGAAUAAAUGUAUGGAACGACUCAUGUAUUCGAACCUCAAAUUUGUUGGGAGUGAAUUCGAAGGUCAAGGAACAGUUUUCGUCGACAGCUGUGUUUAUUUACCCGGACGUGCAGCGUGCUUACGUGGUGUUCUUUUGCUAAAGACUACGUUCUCGUCUUUUUAAUUUUUGAAAAAGUGGAGUGACUGUGAAGUUUACUCAAUCUGAACUUUUCAGACGUUUUAGCAGUGAAUAUUAUGGGUGACGUUGAUGACAAAGAAUUGAAGGCAGGGCAUCCACCCGCAGUCAAGGCUGGUGGUAUGCGCAUCAAACAGAGUGGUAGACAUCCUCAUGAGAAACCACAAGAAAUGACACCAGAGGAGGAAGAGGAAUAUGGCCCUGCAACCAGCCCUCCCAAGCCAGACGUGCAAGUGAUGAUCUCUGGAGUACCCUCUAGAGGCAACAAGGAUUUUCCACCUGACGCCAUCCGUGUAUUCCAUGAAAAGCCCAUGCCUUCCCACCAGAAGAGCCCAAAUACACACCAUCCUGUACGUGUACAACAGCCUAGGAAAUAGACUGUGCCUCAAUUUACUGCAUCAUCCGUUUGGUUGAAAAGAGGUCAGGAAAGAAAGGGACCAGGUAGGGACAGGUAAAGAGGGGGGAGCUACGGAUGGGAAGGGCUGUAAGUGACCAUCUGUAAAUUGUUGAGAUUUUCAAAUUGGCUUAUAAAUACAAUCUGUGGAAUGAGAGCAAGGGUAUGAUGUCAAAAAAGUGCCCAUCUUCAAUGUACUCUAAGACAACUAUCAGUGAUAAGUAAAUGCAUGCAUGGAUAAAAAGCGAUUCCUAAUCAUGCAGCACACAGCAUCAAAAAAGUGUAUGUGGACCAGUAUGAAUGUACAGGUGGUGUCAGUGGCAUCAACUGAUUUGCUGCUUUGCAAAUGAUAUAAUUGAUUGAGCUCACAAGUGGCUAGUAUCACGAAAGUAAAGUUUUGUCAGAUACUGAGCAUUUAAGAGUCAAACAUGGACUUCUAGGUGUUUGUGAGUUUGUACACAUACAUGUACAAGCUUUUCUGGCUUGUGAACUUACUUAGCAAACCUUUUUUCUUGAGUUCAUCUAAAAAUGGCUGGUUGUGGCCAUUAAGUUUAGUCAUAUUUAACUCAGCACUGCUAAAACUGUGAAUAAGUAGCAUCAGGGACCUCUCCCUUCACACAAGAGAAAGAGCCAGAAAGUUCUACUUUCAAAAGGCAGAUAUGAUGAUGAACAAAUCCAGCACAAGGCUAUUCCAUUUUAACUUGUGUCUCUGUUCUUUUUUAUGUCUAUGUAUGCCACUGACUCACAAGUAAAUUUGAAUGGUCACAGAAUGUAGGGCAGACCUAAAUGUACAUAUAGCAUUAAUCAACAGCUCUAGGUGGUUUAUUUUGUUUUUAAAAUUUAUAAGCAAUUUUCAGAAUAAAACACAGCCAUUUUUGGCAAACACCCAGAGAACCACACAUACAGUAAAACUUGCACGUUGCUGUUGCUCAUUGGUCAGAAUGGUAAAUGGGAUCCUUGAAAGGGAAAUUCUUCACUUCUAGCUAAAUAAAGUACAUAUGAAGGGGUAAGGGACACAAGGCAUAGCACUUCCCAUUCCAAGAUAUUGUAAUGUUUUUGUGAUUUGUUUUACAAAAAAUGUGGUUUACAUGUAUUUGCACUCCUUCCCUUCUCCCCAUGCAUGCAUUUAACAACAACUUCCAAAGUAACUGCUUUUGGUUUUUGAUGCUGGAAAGGAUGAGCAAAGUCAGUUUCAUUUUGAUGUAACAUGUGGAGAAAUACUGAGGUUAGUUUUUGAAAUGUUACAUGUAAGUUAAUGGUGUUAGUUGAUGUCGCCACAUUGACAUCUUUGCUGGCAGGAAUCUGUUGUUAAAAUCAAUUGAUGUCAGUUAUCAUGUUUAAGUCAACCAAGAUGUCAAAGAGAUUCAUUCAAAUGUCUAUGUAUGUAGCUAAACAGAUUGAAAAUCUUCAUUUAUAAAACUCAUAUAACAUAGAAAAUUAUAUUUCAAGUGAAACUUCUUAGUGUGACUGAAGAAAGAUAUAUUUUAUCGUACUUUAGUUGUAUUGCUUUUAAAAAGUUGGAGUCCGGUUCGGGUUAAUUUAGAGAUUAGAACCACUUGUUACAUUUGGUUUAAUUUUUCAGGAUUCAAAUUGAAAAUACUUAUUGCCAAAUCAUGAAAAAAAAAAUUAUUAGGCAAGUGUAAUACUUGUAAACCAUACUAAAAGAAUCAAAGAUUUCAUUAGUUCACAACUCCUGUUAUGCAGCACAUUAAAUUGACGUUUAAUCCUGUUCAACUCUAGAAAUUUUAUUACGAUACAUGUAUGUAGUAUUGACCUUUCAUCUACAUGUACGUCAGGUGUAACCGGUAUGAUUUCUGUUGGGGUAGUAAGUGCUGGGUUUAAUCUUCAAUGAUGUUGUAAUAAACUCUGAAUGUUCAGUCAUGAGUUGUGAUACCCAGGUAUGCAAAGGACUGGAAUCAGUCAACUGACUUUAGCAAGUUCAUUGGUCCAGUGUGGUACUAUGUGUACAGGAGGUCAUGGGUCAAGUUUCACCUUACCGAUCUUGGAGAGCACUGGACAUGCUUUACAUGAAGUCAGUUAAGGGCAAAAGCCAGUUUUCAAAUUAAAUCUUAUUGGAAUAUUUUUGAGAAGUGAAUGCAAUUACCAGUAUGAGGCUUGGUACAAAUAUCAAGGAUGGUAAUAUACCAGUAAUUAUCAGGACUAUGUCUGAAUUCUCUACUUUUUCUCUUCUGUCUGUUGAUCCGAUUUCUUGUACUUUUGCCGUUCCGUGGCACUUAUACACGUCUUUUUACUCUUCUUCAACUGAUAUUCUUUCAUCUUUGCUUUCCAAGUUUUUUGAUGCUUUAUAUUUGCUGCUUAUUUUUCCAUUAAAAAUUGUGAUUUCCUGUAGCUGGAAAGUGCUCUUUGUAUAUUAAACUGCCAUUCUAGAGGGGGGUUGCGAUAAAGGUAAUGUCACAGUCACAAUUUAAAAAGGUGUAAUUAUUGAAACUCAUUCAAGAUUAUUCAUACAUUUUUUGAUGUUUAUUUUAUAACCAAGUUUGUCAUAUUCUCAUAUCUAUUGUAGAGUCCAUAUCAAACCUGAACCCCCUUGAAGUAAUGUUGUAGUUAAGUAUAUCACAAUUUUUUUUAUGCAAGUCACAAUAACAGGUUGAACAACUUAUGAUGUCAGAGCAGUUGAACCGCUUGCCUUGCAGCUGCAUAGCUUGUAAUGGACUUGUGGUCAUGAUGGUUGACUUGCAGGCAGAAUACUCAAAAUAACUAAGCCUUAUCACUUGUAAAGCUACAACCCUUAUAAAGUGAGAAAGAUUCGCUGUUUGCUGAAAACCAGUGAACCUUGACUUUUAAACACAAGCAUGUCUUCAAAGUCUAUUAGAUUUGAACUAUUACAGUGCAUGUGGAUUUCCAUAGUUUUGCAACAAUUUUUCUAUAAAUUGUGGAGACGGUUGACAUUUUCUAGAGAUAGGCUUCAUCCAGCAAGUGUCUAAUUCAUUGAUGUUUUGCACAGAAUGCCACAAAGGCAAAGUGGUUUAAUAAUUAAAAGGCACCAUCUUUUCUUUGCAUGUUUACAUUCUUUUUUUUUUCAGCAACGCGAUAGUUCCAAGUUCCAAAUACAUUUAUUUUCUUUGAAACAUUUUUCUACUUUAUUCGAUGGCAAAUUACAAAUUCUGCUAAUGAAGAACCACUUCCCCAAUAAAUGAAAAACAUUUCUUCUUAUUUGGGAGUACAAAGUUUAUUUUGCUUAAAUUUCCUUUACCAGGUUGUUUGUACUUCUUUUCAACUUUCUUUAUUCCAGUCAUCCUUGUUACUGGUCAGUUGACCUGAAUAAAAAAUCCACUGAAAAAUGUGUGGACUGUG
Acanthaster planci (crown-of-thorns starfish) is the source of this 3996-nucleotide messenger RNA. Its product is annotated as death-associated protein 1-like. Gene Ontology annotation, biological process: cellular response to amino acid starvation; apoptotic signaling pathway; negative regulation of autophagy. Lineage: Eukaryota; Metazoa; Echinodermata; Asteroidea; Valvatida; Acanthasteridae. Gene Ontology annotation, molecular function: death domain binding. The record is from RefSeq and is a predicted model, not a curated record.